Molecule: messenger RNA, 6643 nt
Organism: Ostrea edulis (European flat oyster)
Lineage: Eukaryota; Metazoa; Mollusca; Bivalvia; Ostreida; Ostreidae
Product: ski oncogene-like
Exons: 8
Coding region: 278-2269 (663 amino acids)
Biological process (GO): negative regulation of BMP signaling pathway
Cellular component (GO): nucleus
Molecular function (GO): SMAD binding; DNA-binding transcription factor activity, RNA polymerase II-specific; RNA polymerase II cis-regulatory region sequence-specific DNA binding
Source: RefSeq, a predicted model, not a curated record
GAAAAUGUUGAAAAGGAAAGAACAUGAAAAAGAAACUGUUUCCAUGUUCUUCGUUUGAUUACAACUAUUUAUAGUUAAUGCAGACAAUUACGGGGGAGGUUCACACAUUGGCGACAUGAAACCCAAAUAUACAUGGAUUGGUCUAGACAGGGGGCUCCGGUCAAUUGGUGGAACAGCGAAGUAUUUUGCUUUAACAGUAUGCUGUUAGACGCGAUACACAACGGAGCGAAAACACGUGAAUGUUGGGACCACGGGAGCCGAGAGAGAUUCUGUUUUCAUGGAACAUCUUAGUGGACAGGGGGGUAACCCUCAUUUGCAAAGGGUCUUGAAAAGUUACCAGACUGCUGCUAUGAGAAGUUUACAAGGGCCUGGGCCUACUGUAUUUCCUACGCUACUCUCUGAUAUGGCCGAGUUGGAACGAUACAGAAAGGCACUGGUUAAAAAACUGCCGACAGUAGACAAAAUGGAAUUCGGAUCUUUACGCGCCCCUCCACCGUUUCCCAUUCAGCAUUUCGGACCGGUUUUUACACCUAUGGAUUCUAGUAAAAGCGAGAAAUUAGACACUUAUUUGGAGGACGAAACAAUCGCAUGCUUCAGUGUUGGAGGGGAGAAACGUUUGUGCUUGCCCCAGAUACUGAACACUGUUUUACGUGAGUUUAGUUUGCAACAGAUAAAUGCCGUGUGUGACGAAUUGCAUAUCUAUUGUUCCAGAUGCAACCAAGAGCAACUAGAAAUAUUGAAAGUGACUGGUAUUUUACCACUUAGUGCACCCAGUUGUGGUUUGAUUACAAAGACUGAUGCUGAGCGCCUGUGUAACUCGUUACUUCACAGGUCGUCAGAAAGAUACUCCAAACCACCCUCAAGGGCGAGUUUUAAAGUGUAUCAUGAAUGCUUCGGAAAAUGUAAAGGUAUUUUUCAUCCGGAAAACUACACUUCUGCCAGUGACAGAUGCAUUCAGUGUUGUGACUGCAUGGGAAUUUUCAGUCCACAAAAGUUUGUGGGGCACUCGCAUAAGGCACAAGAAAAUAAUACAUGUCACUGGGGAUUUGAUUCCUCCAAAUGGAGGGCCUAUCUGCUCCUCGCAAAAGAUCAGGAGGGCAAAGACAAGCUGCAAAGGGAUUUGGAGAAAAUGAAAGCGAAAUUUGAUGCUAAUCGCAAAAGACAACAGGUUACCGACUCUUUGAGUGAACCGAAGCGGUCAAAGAGUGAUGAUGGAGAUUAUGUCUCCUGGAGCGAGGCCUCAGGACAGGGAGGGGGAUCAGCAUUCAGACCAUGGUCUCCAGGAAUGAUCAGUGCCAUGAAGGACAGCAAAGGCCUCCCAGAGCCACCCCCAAUCAUGAGAGAAGUGUCUAAUGAGAAUACACCUGCUUACUUACACAGGGGACCUCCAGUAUUGUUAAAUCCAGAGAGAGUUGUCACAGAUGCAGAUACCAAAUCGUAUGAGAGAGGUUUUGCCCCUAAUGUGUCCUUAGCACCUCAUCAACCCAAAAUUAAUGUGGACGAUGUCAGUGACGAUGAAGGGGACACUGUACCAAUUUCUCCAGUAGCCACCUGUAGUAAGCCCGAGUACAAGGAAUGGGACCUACCCAGUGAAUCAGAUGACUCAUCUCAAACUUCUGACGGUGAAGAGAGCAAAUCGCAUGAAGUGUGCAGCACCUUGGAGAAGGAGAUCGAGCUGAUUCACAAAGCACUGGAUGGAAAAGCAGGUUCAUCAAAGGAGGAAAAGGAUGCUUUUUUGCAUGAGUUUUCAAAACUCAGAGUUACCAGUCAGGAACAGCUUAAUACAGCCCAACAGGAAAAAAGAAGACUUAAACAGGAACUUGCAUCAUACAAAGUCUCCAGUAAAGAAAAGAUACAGAAAUUGACUGAGCUAAAUGUUAGUCUAGAGAAAGACAUGGAGCGUGUGCGGAUUGAGUCAGAGUGCCGACUGGAAGAAGCCCAGGAGGAAAAGGACACACUUCGCAAGGAAAUCAAACGCCUACAAGACCAGGAAGAGGCUGAGGCAGCCAAGUACCUGAUGGUAAAUCGAGAACUUCAAACACGUCUCAGGCAGUACGAGGUGGCAUAUGAACAGCUGUACUACGAUUGUUUGUUCUUCCAAGAGGAGCUCAAAAGAAACAGUAUCAUCAUUCCUGAUGUUAUGGCCAAAAAGUUCACAGAACAGUUAGCACCCCUUUCAAAGGUUGCACCCCAGCACUCACCCUCCCAGCGGAACUCUUUGUCCCCUGAGGGGACGACAGUUAGGGUAAAAAAGGAAAGAGACACGUAGCAGAUUACUUGUAGUGUUUCAUUUGAAUUUAAAAUUGAGUGCUGCCAGAAUUAAAGCAACUUCUUAAGGAAAAACAUACUACAAAUACUUGACAAUAGAUUUCUUACUCUCACAGUGAGGAAUUGUUUUGCACAGAUAUCGAUUUGGAACACAGGGUCCAAAUUUCAUUAAAAAAGAAUCAUACGAAGAGAAACUGGCGUUUUUAAAGCUAUAAUUGUUUCUACUUGGAAGUCUCCAUUUUUAAUUUGAUUAUAGAUUAGAUAUCUUGCAGUUGCCAUGCUCAUUGCCAAACCUGAAAUGAAAUCAAAUUCGAUUAACUGUCGCCACUCAGUGUGGUAAAGACAGCAAGGUUCCCCGUAUCUUUGUGGGUGUUUGGAGAAUUUCACAUUACAUAAUCUGUAUUUUUAAUUGAUUUUUCUGGGAUGGUUCUUCCUUAAGGCAUCUUUCUUCCCACAAUUGCAUUAUAUGAAUCAUCCAGUAUUUUUUUCCUUGUAAUUCAUGGCCAUAUACUUCAUUAUUUCUUUAUUUAUAAAGCAAAAUGUCUUAUAAUCCGCAGGGUUUGAUAAUGUGCAUGAUUGAAGUUUCUCCUUAUGGGACUUUGGUGCAUAUUUUCCAUUAGUGUGUAAUUUGUUGUUACUAUGGAUAAUUGAAAUCUUUAUUAUUUUUUUAAGAUAGGAUGGAGCAAGAUGGGAAGUUUAUUUUUUGUCAUGCAGUGUUCAAGCUGAUUUUAGUGCUUUUAGGAAUAGUUUAUUUCAUUUCUAAAGUCUUGUUGAAGUGCUAUAUUUAUAAAUGAUGAUUUUUUCAGUAAUGUCAAAGGAAGUUGUUUUAACUCUGGGCAGGAAUAGACAACUGUGAUUAUAGUGCUGUGAAAAUGUCAUCAUGAUAACUGUAUCAGUAUUGUUUAUAAAGAGGGAUCCGUUUCGGUUAGGCCAAGGACAAUGGAUGCCAAGGCCAAGGACACUUGAUGUCAAGGACACUUGUCAAUGACAAAGCAGUAUGUUCACUGAUGAGGGAUGGAUUUAUAUAUUUUCCAGUGGAUUAUUGUAUACUCUGAAGGAAAAAAUGUUAAAUUUUCUCAAGAAAAUUGCCAAAAUACAGGCUUACCAUCCAGUGUCGUGAAAUAUUUGUAAAUGUAUUAAAAUAGUGGCAAACUGGUGCUUUGGCAAAACUAUAUACAAGAUCCCUGAUAAACUGCUACAUUUAUACUUGCAUAUUAUGUAUUAAACAUGCUUUGUAUAGUGAAAAGAUAAAAAGAUUUCAAUCUUUUAUAGUUUACCUCCUUCAGAAAGGGGAUUAACAUAAUUUCUUAAAAGUGUCAUACCAUAUGUGUGUUACAGUAAUGUAUUUAUGAUUAGAUAAUUGACAUUUUUCAGAAUUUGCAUGCACUCAAGUACAUGUUUCCAAGUUUUCCCUUCCUUGAAAAUCUUUUUCCAUAUAUUAUUGAUGUAAUGUAUUUCAUUGACUAAUUUACAUUUUUUGUAAAUGAUUCAGGAGUGACAGAGCUCAAGGCUGUAUUUUCAAAAUGAAGGGAAAAUGUGAAACUUGAUUUUAUUAUGGUAUAAAAACGAAAAAAGACAAAUGGCAAUUGAAGACCUCUAUUUUAUUGAGCUGACUAUUGUAAAUCUAUUGUGUUUGUACAUUACGGGUCCCCUAUAUCUUUGUAGUUGUCAAGCUUUUUUUGUGGUGCUAUCAUUCAACUACACAUUUCAUUAGAGUAUUCAAAAACAUUUCCAAUACACAUUAAAGACAUGAAAAUCUUUAGGGCUGAAGAGGAGCAGGGUUUAUUUUAAAGUAUUCAUUUCAGGCGGGUAAUGACUGUACAGUCAUAAAUAUAUUUCAAUUUUUGUGCAACGCAUUUGAGAUCUAUUGGUAGAUCAGUGGUCAAAGAUUGUCAGGUACCGGUGAUAUGUUUCAGAGAUGUAAGCAAUGUUGUCAUUGGACAGAUUUUGAAUACACUUUGUGACCCUGUACAAUUCCAUUAGGUCUGGCUGUGUUGUCUUCCACCCUCGUAAAUCAAAAUAUUAUCAUUUAAUUAUUCACAUUUAAUUCAAACUAUCUGAAGAUAUAUAUGUAUAUCUGUGUUUAUGCAUUCAGAAAUUCAUUUUUGUUACAUGUCUGCAUUCACAUUCAUUGAUGUCCAUUAUUUUACUGUGUAAUGAAUUAUAAGAGGAAGUACAGGAGUUAACUCCCUUUUGGCAGCAGCAACUGAAGCAAAUUAAUGGCUCUUUCCAACAGAGGCAGCAUAUAUUAUCUGCUGUAAAAUCAGAGAUCAAGAAAUAUACACGGGAAGAGCUGCAUUUAUUGUUCAGAUUUUUUGUAUAUAUAUUGGAGGAAAAAAUACAUCUUUGAUAAAUGCUCCACUUUAUGAUGUAGGCUAUUUCAGAUAUUAUUUCUAGUGAAAUGAUGGAUGGAGUGUAGAGCUGAUUAUAAACUGGGACAUUUAUCAUUAAAAGGUGCUCAUUUAAGUGCAAUCUAACUAUGAGGAGUAACUACAGUUCUCCUACAGUUAGACAGAGGCCUGUACUACACUAAGGGCAAAAACUCUUGUGAUAUAUAUUUUUCAUUGUGGUCAGUUUGUUCAUCUCUUCAUUAGACUUUUUCAAAAUAAUUCCAUAGACUAUUUAAUAGUUUACAUUUUUAGAGUUCAGAUUGACUUUAUGUACAUUUAGACACUGUAUUGUAUCACUGUACAUCUUGAUUACAUAUUAAAUGUUAGUAUAUACCAUUACGUAUUGUGAAGAAUCUUCUCUGGCCAGUAUACUGAAAUUCACUUUAAAUAAAGAUAAGUAUACACUCUUGGUACAAAAUUAAUAUAUUUUUGAAAUUUUGGUUGAUCUUGUAUGAUAGAAUUAAGUAUUUAGUUUGAAAAUUUUACAGGCUAAUAAAUUUUCAGUGUUGUCCACAUUAAGGAUGUACAAGUUGUUAUCUGUCUGUUGUCAUGUGAGUGUGGUAUCUACUGCUACCUUAUGACUUCUUUGAGAACUUUUCUUAAGUAGAAAUAAUACAGCUUUAGACCCCCCCCCCCCCUAGUAAGUGUCUGUAAUUGUGAUUUUAUCUUACAUGUGUUACAUAGUUUGUGUAUAUGUGUGGGGUUUUUUCCUUCUUCUUUCUUGUUUCCGUUUCCGUUUCAUUUAUUCAGUAGGUAGUGAUCACUGUUUUGUUCAGAAGUCAGACACUCCCACUUUCCUGGGAGAAUUCAGUCACUUUAUAUUCUUCUGUUUUACUCUUCUGUUAUUUCCACUCUAUAAAUGGCCAGUGUACUGUAUGAACAAAAUAAAUGUAUAUGAUAUGUUCAGUUGUUAGAGAAAUGGAGAAACAUAAUUUUUGUAACAUGUAAGGCUGUGUACACUUGCUUUGGUUAUACAGUAGAAAUACUUUGUUGGAUUUUUUUUUUUCAUGUAUCAUUGUGCAUGUAAAAUAUGUUUGAACUAUCAUAUCAAAAUUUGGGCAUUUUCUAUACAUGUAUUACAGCAUACCUCAUUGGAUGUAUAUAUUGUUUCCAGAUCAUUUCUCUGUUGUUAUAAAAUUAAAUUCAACUUCAUUCAUGAAAUAUCUCAGAAUUCUGAAAGGAUAUUAAUUCAUUUCCAUCUGUCGUUCACUGACCGAGUGCAAGGUUGUGAUUCCUGUCAUAUUUUGUUUCAACACAACACAGAUUCGGAUCAAACACAACAGUCAUCGCGUUAGAGUUAUGUUCUUAUGUUACUAUUUCAUUAUUAUAGUAAAACACUGUAUUUGCUGUAAUAUAUUUGGAUCUGCAGUUGUGGAGUAAAAAAUGUCUGCUUUGCUGUUUUGCAGAAUUAGUGUAAAAAAAAAAAGAUGUGCACUUAAUAAUUUACCUUGUUCAAAUCUGUUGUGUAAAGACUGAUCAUAAGGAUUUUUCAAAAGGGUUUUUUAUUAUUUAAAAGAAUUCACUGUUAGUAGUUUUUGUUACCCGGUGUAAAAUGAUGAAUGGCAAAACAAUACAAGGAUGAUCUUGUAUUUGUUUCUCUUCUAAAAAAAAAAAUUCUGGCACUAGUUUGGAAAUUUUUACUUAUUAUCUUUAAAGUACAAAAUAUGUACAAGAAAAACAUGUCAAUUAAAUUUUAUAGAUUUGAUUUCAUUAACCUGUUUUUACAUUGUUUAAGAAGCAUUGCGCCUAUUUGAUUUUAAAUACAUGUUUAAAUUUUGUAUUUAUUCAACGCAUAGGGCAGAUUUGAACAUUAUUUCUUCUUUAAGCAUGUUGAAUUUGGUGUAUAUGACUAUACUAUUAUGUUAUAUUAGUUGUUCAGACCUGCCUUUGCUUUUUAGAGGAGCACUCUUCUUGUUCACCAGGUUUUUAUUUUUGUUGACAGUUCAUUACCAUGACUGAGCAAUUAAAAUGUCUGUUAUAUUGUG